AUGAAGGGACUUUUCUUAAUAUUUUUAUUCUGCUUUUUCGAAUUUUCUAUUCAAACUUUUAAUGAUAGUUUGGAAAAAACAUGUGUAAUCAAAUACCUUAAGGAACGAGGACUUCUAAAAAGUAACUUUCCUGAGCCAGUAGAAGCAGUCCCCACUUGUGAUGACAUAGCUCGAAAUGUUUCCGCAAGAUUCGAAGCAGAUGGACUUUUAUUAGACGGGUAUGGGGAUUCUAUAAAUAAUGACUGCCUUGUGGAGCAGGUCAAGAAUACAAGUUGCCGAGAUAAAGCAAUGGCACGAGUUGUUGUUCAGAUUUGCAAUGUUUCUGAAGAUUACUUAAACGAAACUGAUGAUGAAAAAAACGCAAUGGAAGAUAUUUUAAAAAAUGCCAACGAGUUUUGUGAUGCUGAUGAAUCUAUUCGAAAAGGUCGAUAUUGCAUAACCAAGUUAAUCAUUGAUGAAAGGAUUAUUAAUGGAAGUGAUGUCGGUACAAAUCCCUCAAAUAUCGACGCAACAGAUAUUGAUUGUGAAAGUAUCAUAAAACCAUAUAGAGAAAAAUUUGAAUUCAUGUACAUACGCCAAUUAAAAGAAUUAUCUGCACUUCAGAUAGAUUGUGUCAUAGGAGUUGUCAGAAAGAAUAAAAUUUUUGAAAUUACGAGCACAUUGGGCAUUUUGGAUAAUCUUAAAAUGGACAAAAAAUUAAAAGACAAAAUAGACCUGAGAGAAAAUCGAAAAUUAAGAUCGCUCAGCACUGAAUAUAAAGCAUGCGUAGACAAUAACUAA
Molecule: messenger RNA, 780 nt
Organism: Clunio marinus
Lineage: Eukaryota; Metazoa; Arthropoda; Insecta; Diptera; Chironomidae
Source: the annotation of a GenBank genome assembly